CAUUCUUCUCCUUCUCAUUCCUCUCUCUCUCUCUGUGAAGUUCUUGGUGACUGAUACAAUUUGGAUCCCAAGAAAAUAUAAUUCUACUGCAAUUUCUCUCUGUCCAUAAUUACAUCUGGCUACUUUCCAUUCGGUUUCAAUGAAAGCAAGAACGGGCUAUUCGACUUCCCUCAAACAAGAAUUUCUUAAGAAAUGGAUAAAGGGUAUCCGUAUAUACAGUAAUUUCAAAAAGGACAUGAACAUUUUGGAGAGAAAAAAGGCCAUAAAAUUAUCAGCAGAUUUGGCCAUUGCUUCCACCAGAAAUGCCAGCACUCGUUGGAGUCGCACGCUAACAGCCAACAUUUCGAAAAAUGAGACUAACAAACUUUUUGUUGAACAGAUAUUUUCGGAUUCGGAAGUAAUUAAGAAGGAAGCUCCAAGUAGAUUGAUGGCGCGCAGCAAUAGAAUUGCAAGCAAGAAGAUUUGGAGAAGAAGCCAUAUUACCCAAAUUAAAGCAAGAAAAAUGGGACCCUAUGCAGUUAAGGCCAGCUCCAUCGCAAAGAAAUUGGUGAAGAACAGAACCAAAGUGCUUAAAAGUCUUGUACCUGGGGGAGAAAACAUGGAUGGAAUUUCUUUGAUUAAAGAAACCCUAGAUUACAUUGUCUCUCUUCGAGUUCAAGUGGAUGUAAUGCGACGUCUGGCAAGUGCUGCUGAGAAUUCAACAAGAUUGGGUCUUUCUUCCAAGUGUUCUGUCCAUUGGCUUCAGGGGAUAUUCACUGUUCUUGACCAUUGGUGUGCAAUGGUGCAUUAAAUUGAAGAUAUGCUGGAAUAGUGCAAGUGAUUCAACCCCAACAAGGGUCUUGGGAAUCAUUCAAUUUAGAUAAAAUUUCUUAAGUCGAAAUAAAUUUUUUGCUUGCUACUAAUUUGCAUAUAUGUUUAAGUUUGUUAUUAUAUCAAAAUUAUGACAGACUUUAUUAUUCAUGAGAUUACACUUGUACCAUGUAUCACACAUAUCAGAAUUAUAAGAAACCAGAUGUAAUGAAUCAUAUGGUACUGUUUAAAUGCGAUCAAUCAAUUAUAUAAGAAAUUUCA
Olea europaea var. sylvestris is the source of this 1071-nucleotide messenger RNA. Its product is annotated as transcription factor IBH1-like 1. The record is from RefSeq and is a predicted model, not a curated record. Bases 140 to 790 code for a protein of 216 amino acids. Gene Ontology annotation, biological process: regulation of DNA-templated transcription. The transcript is spliced from 3 exons. NCBI's taxonomy places the organism in Eukaryota, Viridiplantae, Streptophyta, Magnoliopsida, Lamiales, Oleaceae.